Messenger RNA from Aspergillus mulundensis, 318 nucleotides. RefSeq lists its product as uncharacterized. The transcript has 3 exons. The coding region runs from base 1 to 318 and encodes 105 amino acids. The record is from RefSeq and is a predicted model, not a curated record. NCBI's taxonomy places the organism in Eukaryota, Fungi, Ascomycota, Eurotiomycetes, Eurotiales, Aspergillaceae.
AUGCACUUCACCAAGCUCGCAACCCUCGCCCUCUCGGCCGUGGCCUCCGUCUCCGCCACCAACUUCCACAACUCCUUCGGCCACAACGGCUGGGUGCAGGACUCCACCGGCACCGAGGUCUACCUGGCCAACGGCGCCUCCGUGAACAUCGGCGGCGGCUGGGCGUUUUUCUGGGUUGACGCGGCUGUUUGCCCUGGAAAGGCGAACUCGGUGACUUAUGGCUGGCCUGCGAACUAUGGGGACGUUUAUAUCCGCACUGAUGGGCGUCUUUAUGAAGCUGGUGGGAGCCAGAUUUCGAACGGUGCCAAGGUCUGCUAG